UAUCUGUCCAAAUGCCAUUGGCUUAGGUUCUUGUGAUUCUAAAUGUAUCAUACUUGAGUGGAAAGUGGAGAGGCAAUGUAUCAACAAAACUCGCUCUCACACUCGGAGAUAUAUAUACACAAGAGUGUCACACAAUACAGCGAAACAACACGUUAUAACAAUUUCGCAUUGGAACACGCGGGUUGCGGACGAUCUUAAAAUCUCAAAAAUUCAAAAAACAAUAAUUAAAAAUUGAAAAUCAUUAUUUCUUGAGGGGAUGCAUGCGUAACGGACUCAUUUCAAUUCCACGUUCUCUUCUUCUGAAUCAUGCUCUUCUAGCUCCCAUUACCAACUUGUUUCCGAAGAUCAAUAGCUAAAGGUGAAUUUGUUGAGCGAGCUGUUGUAGCUGCUUCUUAGUAUAUUAUUGUGAUUAUUGUGAUAUAUGGAGGCAACCAAGGACAAUGUUACUGGCCUUAUUCUGGCCGUUUCGUCCAGCGUUUUCAUUGGUUCUAGCUUCAUAAUCAAGAAGAUGGGGCUUCGAAGAGCAGCCACUACAGGGAAAAGAGCAGCCACUGGAGGGCAUUCAUACCUACUUGAACCGUUUUGGUGGAUUGGAAUGAUCUCAAUGAUAGUUGGGGAAAUAGCCAAUUUUGCAGCUUAUGCAUUUGCACCUGCGAUUCUUGUAACCCCUUUAGGAGCCUUAAGUAUCAUUUUCAGUGCAGUGCUAGCUCACUUUAUCUUGAAAGAGAGAUUGCACAUCUUUGGUGUGCUUGGAUGUGCUCUUUGUGUGGUUGGAUCUACAACUAUUGUUUUGCAUGCUCCACAUGAAAGAAUCAUUCACUCUGUCAAGGAAGUUUGGGAGCUUGCUACAGAGCCAGGUUUUAUUUUGUACACUUGUGCUAUGAUCAUUGUGGUUAAUUUUCUCAUUUUCUAUUGCGUUCCACGCUAUGGACAGACCCAUAUGAUAGUAUAUAUUGGAAUAUGUUCUUUCACAGGCUCAAUUACGGUUAUGAGCGUGAAAGCAGUAGGAAUAGCUCUGAAGCUUACAUUUGAAGGCACAAAUCAAUUCAAGUACUUUCAGACCUGGUUUUUUACACUGAUCGUGUUAGGAUGUUGUCUUUUACAGAUUAACUACUUGAACAAGGCAUUGGACACUUUCAACACUGCUGUCGUAUCACCAGUUUACUAUGUCAUGUUUACAACAUUUACCAUUUUUGCCAGCAUGAUCAUGUUUAAGGACUGGGCCUCGCAAAAUGCAUCGCAAAUCGCCACUGAGAUGUGCGGCUUUGUCACGAUUUUAUCCGGGACUUUUCUCCUUCACAAAACUAAGGACAUGGGAGAGAAACCGGUACUUCCUCCCCCUGUGUUCAUAACUCCAGAACACACUAGAAACGACUCAGAAGCAAUAUAGGCGGUGGACUUCUUUUAAAACCUUGCUGUGCGGCAGUGGUUGUCUUUUCCCCUUUAGAAAAAUCUGAUGAAGGUUAUGCUAAAUGCUCUUUCAAAGAUGAAGCUGUAAUGGAAAAAUGGCAAAGCCAAGAAUACAUCAUCUUUGAAAGAUUACAGGAAGCAUAGCUGGAAAUUGUAGAUAGAUACAUGCCACAGUUUAGUUUCUCCUAGUCUUUCCUAUUGAAUAAUUUUUCUUUUUCGUAGAAAUAAAUUAUGGAAACAGAUACUUUUGUUUUAUUCUUGGCCAAAAGACUAACAAUAAUCUGGGUGAACAUGAGAUUAUGAUCUUUGCAAGUUUUAACCUAUUUAGAAGUUCCUGUUAUAGUUUA
This is a messenger RNA of Arachis ipaensis, 1757 nucleotides long. RefSeq names its product putative magnesium transporter NIPA1. The record is from RefSeq and is a predicted model, not a curated record. NCBI's taxonomy places the organism in Eukaryota, Viridiplantae, Streptophyta, Magnoliopsida, Fabales, Fabaceae. Gene Ontology annotation, molecular function: magnesium ion transmembrane transporter activity. Gene Ontology annotation, cellular component: membrane. Gene Ontology annotation, biological process: magnesium ion transport.